GAUCUAAGGUAAAUAUUCAUUAGUGAUCAUGCUUAUUUCGUGUCGGUAAAUCUGUUAGUCCUCAGCUACGUGUUGUGGCUCAUCGUGUCCAUAGCUGCCUUCAAACUUGUCCUAGCAGGAACAUUGCCUGGUGCACUGUUGUAGCAACGAUCACAGCAUGCAGACUCUAGUGACGGUUUUUUGGACAGCAACAAUCCUUCUGGAGGUCAAGACUCAAGAAGAUGAACUGUGGGAUCCUUGGGCAGAUAACUGCGAAUCCAUGGUCCCCUGUAACCUGACUGAACCCCAGACCGACCCCAUGCCCUACAUAGUUACUCUCAACAGACCAUACAUCAACAGCGAUCAGGCGGUGUCCGUCUAUAUAAGAGCACUACCUCCACUCAGUUUCCAGGGGUUCAUGAUUCAGGCUCGGGACGACAAGACCGGUCAAGCUGUCGGAGAGUUUGACACAGACAACAGGAAGGUCAGCGUUAUAAAUUGCUUCGGCAGGCCAGAUAGCACAGCCAUGCACGCUGACGAUUCCCCCAAGACGGAGGUGACGGCCAGAUGGGCGCCCGAGGAUGACAAUGACGCUAACCGUCACAUUUUAGUGAGUACAUCACAUGUGUGUAUCCGCAUGAUAGGAGGAAGUUCAUGCAUUUCUUUGAGGAAUGUGGAGAAUGUGAUGGAUUAUCCUAACUUCUUGGAAUACUUUCUCGCCAAGUUAGUUACUAGUUUCUUCUCUGUUCACUCUAGUGUUAAGCUGCUGCCUUGUUCCACCUACAACGUGUUGAUCUCACAGUAUGAGCCUCUUAAUGACUAA
Homalodisca vitripennis (glassy-winged sharpshooter) is the source of this 802-nucleotide messenger RNA. RefSeq lists its product as uncharacterized. The transcript has 4 exons. NCBI's taxonomy places the organism in Eukaryota, Metazoa, Arthropoda, Insecta, Hemiptera, Cicadellidae. Gene Ontology annotation, molecular function: oxidoreductase activity, acting on metal ions. The coding region runs from base 158 to 802 and encodes 214 amino acids. The record is from RefSeq and is a predicted model, not a curated record.